UCUCUUAGCUAGCUAGCUUAGCAGAGUGUGAAGUGCAUGAACAAGAGAGAGAUCAAAAUGCGCAUAAAAAACAUCUCCGUUUUCACGUCUUUCGGUACUUUUCUAGUGCUCCUGAUCAUCGUCUCGUUUCAUGUACAAACCAAAGCAGCUGAUGGUGAUGAUCAGAAUGCCGGGAGAUGGAGUCGGAGCGACCGCGUUUAUAUCGUGUACAUGGGUUCCGCGGCAGUCUCAUCAACAAGUAGUGAUGAUCUUUCUUCCUUAAAGAAUGAUCAUGCUCAGCUUCUCAGCUCUGUCAGAACACGGAAACCAAAUGCAGUUGUGUACACUUACAAGCAUGGUUUCUCAGGGUUCGCGGCUCGUCUCUCGAACGAAGAGGCGAGAUCCAUUGCUGAAAAACCUGGAGUUGUAUCAGUUUUUCCCGAUCCCUUAUUGAAACUCCACACUACUCAUUCUUGGGAUUUCCUCAAGUAUCAAACUGCUUUAAAAAUCGACUCAAGUAUCAAACUGAAAAACCUGGACUUACCGAAAAUUAAAACCAUCUCAAGAACUGUUCCCAAAGAAUUUUCUUGCCCCACGGACUCCAAUGCUGAUUACAUAUCCAACAUCAACUACCCUUCAAUAGCAAUUUCCAACUUUAAUGGAAAAGAGAGCAAGAACGUAACCAGGAAGGUAACGAACGUUGCAGGAGAUGGCGAAACGGUUUUCAGCGCUACUGUGGAUGCGCCUAGCGGUCUAACUGUGAAAGUGAUUCCUGAAAAGCUGCAAUUUUCCAAGAACAACCAGAAGCUGAGUUACCAAGUGGUUUUCUCUCCUACAACUUCCUCUCCCAAGGAAGAUACGUUUGGGUCUGCAACAUGGACAAACGGAAAGUACAGAGUCCGAAGUCCUUUCGUUAUAGACAUUUGAAAACUGAUAGGAAGUAUUUCAAUAAAUCAAGUUAUAACUAUCAUAGCUAUGUGUUGCCUCUGCAAUAAACAGCUGACCUAAUAAUAUA
Molecule: messenger RNA, 994 nt
Organism: Malus domestica (apple)
Lineage: Eukaryota; Viridiplantae; Streptophyta; Magnoliopsida; Rosales; Rosaceae
Source: RefSeq, a predicted model, not a curated record